Molecule: messenger RNA, 1501 nt
Organism: Zootermopsis nevadensis
Lineage: Eukaryota; Metazoa; Arthropoda; Insecta; Blattodea; Termopsidae
Source: RefSeq, a predicted model, not a curated record
AUGGCGAACAGAAAUGUUUAUACAAGAUCUGAGGAUCUCACGGCGGUGAAGAGUUCGUAUGUAGUAUACCAAAGGGUACCAGAAGACAGAAAUCUUGAACGGAUUUUUAAUGUGGAUGAAACUGCAUUAUAUUGGAAAAAGAUGCCAUCCAGGACUUACAUUGCCAAAGAAGAGAAGUCAAUGCCUGGAUUCAAAGCUGCAAAAGACAGGCUAACACUCUUGUUAGGGGCUAAUGCAGCUGGUGAUUGUAAGUUGAAGCCUAUGCUCAUUUAUCACGCCGAGAAUCCUAGGGCACUAAAGAAUUAUAGAAAAGCUAGCCUACCAGUUUGUUAUAAAUCCAAUGCCAGAGCAUGGAUGACUGAAGCUUACUGCAAGGAAAAGAAGAUUCCUUUCAAGAUUUUACUUCUUUCUGAUAAUGACCCAGGACAUCCUGGAGCUCUGAUUGGCAUGUGCAAUCCUGAGAUAAAUGUUGUUUUCCUGCCUGCAAAUACAACUUCAUUACUGCAGCCUAUGGACCAAGGUGUAAUUGCUAACUUUAAAAUGUAUUAUGAAAGGAGAACUUUCGCUAAGGCUAUAAAUGCCUUCGACAGUGAUACACCAGCAUCAAAAGAAAAUAAAUUAAAAGCAUUUUGGAAAGGUUUCGCCAUUCUAGAUGGUAUAAAAACUAUUAGAGAUGCAUGGGAUGAAGUUAAUGAAAGUCCUCUAAAGAAUCUAAUUCCAGAACUUAUGGACAAUUUUGAAGGAUUUGCAAAUCCAGUGGAGGAAGUGACUUCAAAUGUUGUGGAAAUGGCAAGGGAGUUGGAGUUGGAAGUAGAUCCUGAGGAUGUGGCAGAAUUGCUUAGGUAUCAUGACCAGCCCUUAUCUGAUGAAGAUCUUCUUCUGCUUGAAGAGCAAAGGAGGAUUUCUCAAGAAGAGGAGUCUCAUCCUGAUGAUAAUUCUGAUGUCCCGAGAGAAAUGACAACCCAGGAAUUGGAAGAAUAUAUCAACCACAUAGAAAUUGGAAAUGGUCACAAGUUUCUUGUCAGUGGCUACAGCAAUGAAGCAUUAAUUCAAAAGUAAUAUUUGUACAGGAAUAACAGGUGAUGUCCUCAUAUCACCUUAUGAGUUAGUGUUUCAACUCUUAGGGCGUCUUAUUUACAACAUAAAGCAGCUUCUGGACUCUCAUCACACAUGCUGAUGGAUGAGAUGAAUCAAAUUGACUUUGCGGCCUCUGGCCAGAUUUUACAUCUACCAUCUCCUACUGUGGGGACAUCUGAAGGGCAUAAUUUACUUGGAAAGAGUCAACAUCCACGACUAGCUUUGGCAUUUGAUUCAACGGCUGCGACAACAGCAGAUUUUCAGUGUACCAGUGCCACAGAUCAGUUACGCAUUCAAAGUAACAGACGACAUUUUCAGAAACUUUUGCCAAUACUUUAAGAACAUUAAAAUAAUGUUAAGGUAUUUUUAGGAACAAAACUGAAUAUGCUUCUAAUAAGGUGUUUUACGUGUCUCAUUUGAUUUA